UGAAUAACACCAGAUAACAUUCACCCCGGCGAUGGGGUUGGUAGCACCGAAAGUACGCUGUGCAGCCCUUUAAAGUUUUGAAUAUGUAAUGUCGAGUAUGUAUCCAGAUGUAAUUUUAUUCACAUAUGCACAAAGAAAACCAAUACGUUUUAUACUGGGCCUGUGGUGGCUCGUUGCUCUUCUCGUGUUUAAAGCGAGGCCUUACGCCGAACCCCAGGUUAAGUUGGCUGACUCGUAGGCGAGGUACCUCCGUUGAAUACCACUCCAUUUGGUUUUGGUUUCACACUUUGGUUUCGUUUGGGAAUGUUAACAAAUCCGGCUGGACGCGAACGAUAACGUUAAUACAUUCCCAGCCGUUUAACUGGUUAGCCAUUCCCCUACAUCCUUGUAUUUGCCACGCAGACAAUAAGAACGUUAAGUGUUUAAAAUGUAGCGGCGUGGUUUUAUUUUCCGGAUUUUCGACCGGAGUUCGGAUUGACGUUCCGUGCGUACGGCGGCUUCGCAGGCCUACGUCGUCUAGGUAGUGUGGCGAACAGGUAGAGCGCACGAAACACGCAGGAGGAUGACCGUGUCAGAGGAUUUAGAAUAACAAAUGUAGUGUGCUGGUUUUUGGUAGCUAGAGAGAGGUCGGCUCAAAGGGCAGGUUGCAUUGUUUUUUUUCUUCUGGAACCACUCGUAACUGACUGGAGAUGGGACUCCAAGUUUUGCUGUACUGGCCGAAUAUUAUUGGAUACAUUAGGAUUGGUCUGGUGCUUGCUGCAUGGGGGGCCUAUGAGACACCAGCAGUAUUUGUCCCACUAUACUCCGUCUCAAUAGCACUCGAUGGAGUGGAUGGGUGGCUGGCAAGGAGUCUGUGCCAGAGCUCCAGGUUCGGGGCCUGGCUGGAUGUAGUGGUGGACAAUCUUGGCAGAGGCAUGCUGUGGGGCCAGCUCUUUGAGUGGGGUUGGCUGGUUUCUGCGCUGGAAUGGUGUGUGUUUCUGUGUAACCACAACGCCAGAGGUGGCCACUGGAAGAACAGCUUCACCACUAGCCCUCGAUUCGUACAGGCCAUCAUGGCAAACGGGUUUCGGACACCGCUGGGUACAUGGGUGGUGAGUGGGCUGCACUGCCUCCCUCUGUGGCUGUAUUGGUAUCAGUGGGAUUUACUGUCCAACUGGUUCUAUCUGCCUUUCUGGGUCCAGGCGCUGGGGAUUAUGCUGCUGGCUGCAGGCCGCCUACUGGCUCUUUCAGUGGAGAUGUGGUGUAUAUGGACACACAUUGAAUACCUCACCAAUGAUGAGCCAGGAGAGAAGAAGAACUGAAAGCCACUCAGCAGAGUCAUCUUACACAGUCCUGUCAAACUGAUGGGGUACAAUUCUCUUUUAUAUGAAAAAUGGCAUCAGGUCACAUUUGUUUUUCUCCAAAGCUGAAACAAUCUGUCAUCGUUGUGGGAGAAUGUGGUAAAAUGAGCUACAUUGUAACUUUUUUUUCUAUUACGGCAAAUAAAUGUAUUAAUUUUAGAUAUUACCCACCAUAUUGGAUCUACCUGGACAUUAAUGUUAAAAUAUGUGGCUUUUUUACACGUAGAAGAUGACAGUGAAAAUAUCUGACAACAACUAUUGCCUUUUGACCUCUCACGUUUUCAUGUAGUAGCAAUCAUAUUUAAUGUCUAAUAUUUGGAAAAUGCUUUGAUGAAUGACCUAAAUGGAUUCGGUAACAGCAACAGUUUAUCUUUGAAAAAAAUUUUGAUGAUUGUUGACUGUGUUAAAAAAAGCUAAGCUGUGGCUUUCUUUUUGCUUUUGUCAUGAUAUUAAUUAUUAAUAGUUUGAAUAGGUUUAUACAAUAAAGUACUGUUGGUAGGGUCUCAUAGACAUUUACUGUGCAUAUGAAGUAUUUGAUAUGUUCAUAAUACCAUUUGCCCAGCCCAUGAAAUGCCAACAAAUGUAACAAAUGGAAUUUUUCCACCUCUGUGCUUUGGGCCAAUAGUAGGAAAAACAUCUGACAUUUCCACACAUUUCUACACAUUUUGCUUUCAUUGAAUAUGUGGCAAAUUAGCUUUACUUUAAAAUUUUAACAAUCCUAUUUGUAGUUGUUGAACAAUGAAGAUAUUGUUGAUCCCUUGAAUAUCAAGUGUAGCAUGCAAUUACGCACUCGACAUGUAAAAGGAGUGUUUCAGAAGACACACUUCAAUAGAACUGACCUCUUUAGCCUAUUUGACGGCUGGACUUUAACCAGCAGUCAGUUCCAUUUCAUCCUAAAGUUGUUGGAUUGUUUUGAGGUCAGGGGUCUGUGCAGGCCAGUCAAGGUCUCCGAUGCCAAACUUGGAAAACAAUUUCUCUGUGGACCUAGCUUUGUGCACGUUUAGCAGGACCGCCAUGUAGCUUGCAACAGUAGAGUCUACUGUUGAGACCAUGUUGGCUAGUGUGAAUGUUAAUGGUGUUACCCAGUAUUUAUGCAAGAGAAACCCUGUACAUGCCUAGUUUCUCAGUUGCAGUUAUGCGACUUUUUGCAUAGCUAUUUCUUUAUUGUCAUAUCUUACAGAAAGAAUUUUUUGGGGUAUGAGAACUGUAUAUAUCUUUUUGUAAUAUGGGCAUGCAUUAUGUUCUCUUUAUGUUCUAAACUUUUCCCUUGGAAGUUACAGAUAGCAUUCAUACAGGAGAGAUCCUGUGAAUGUUAUGUUUCUCUACAAUUGCAGGUAGGUUAUGCUGUUGCCAUUACUGGUGCUUUGCAAUAAAAUACUGAACAGUCGCAGGAAGUUUGGUCGUUAUCCACCAUCGGACGACACAACUCAGAGUUAGACCAAUCGCACUUGGGUGGAUGGCUAUGAUGAAACAGGAAAGGGUGCUCCCUGAAAUGUUGCCUGAAAGAUCACAUUGUAUGCUCUAGCAUUAAGAUUUCCUUUCACUGGUACUAAGGGAGCAAAGCCACGAAGAACAGUCCAAGACCAAAAGUGCACAAAAGUAUGUAUCUGCAUACUUUUGGCCAUACAGUGUGUCUAAAACAGGUCAUGAUGCACAGAGGUACCACUAAAGAUCCAUUAAUCAAGGAAGGAAACAAUGGGUUAUGGGUUUAAUAUGUACUACCAUCAAU
Messenger RNA from Xiphias gladius (swordfish), 3069 nucleotides. RefSeq lists its product as uncharacterized. Gene Ontology annotation, biological process: phospholipid biosynthetic process. Gene Ontology annotation, molecular function: phosphotransferase activity, for other substituted phosphate groups. Gene Ontology annotation, cellular component: membrane. The transcript is spliced from 6 exons. Bases 690 to 1301 code for a protein of 203 amino acids. The record is from RefSeq and is a predicted model, not a curated record. Lineage: Eukaryota; Metazoa; Chordata; Actinopteri; Istiophoriformes; Xiphiidae.